Protopolystoma xenopodis is the source of this 372-nucleotide messenger RNA. NCBI's taxonomy places the organism in Eukaryota, Metazoa, Platyhelminthes, Monogenea, Polystomatidea, Polystomatidae. The record is from the annotation of a GenBank genome assembly.
ACCAAACUAGCCACUCAGUAUCGAGCGGCACAUAUAAACCUUAACUGCGUCAUCCUAACGGCUAUCCGGCAAGCUUGUGAGGUAGGAUCAACUUAUGAGCCUUCAAAGAGCCGGCAGGUGGCUGCGGAGCAGGCUCUUCGUGCUUGUUUGGAGGCUGGACAGCAGGCGAUCAACAGUAUGGGGCAGGCUGCCUUUUCAUAUUGUGGACCAGAUAAUAAUAUUGUACUGGAGGCUUUGGGGGCACUUGCAACAGUGCCCUCAUCAAAGUUGCCACUGUCGUCAUCUUCUGGGCCUGGUCCGGUUCAGGAGGGGCAGGAAGACAGACUACCAGAGGAGGGUAGGUUUUUUUUGAUUAUAAUGAUGGUUAACUAG